AUGAUCGUCGGUGGCCGUGACAGCGUUGGAGAUCAUUCAGUCCUGGAGACAGUCGCAAAGAUAGCAACCAAGAGGCAUGCGAGGGCGGGCUCCCCCGACCAGGCCAGGCUUCAUCCGGCCCGACUCCGCGACCAACUAACCGCCUCCAGGACGCGGUGUUCGUGUCUCAAACAGUCUGUCGUCCAGGGCGCCUCUUCGUCCCGCCUCCACCUGUCCACGGGCCCUAUCUACCGGUACACUUGUCUGUCCUGUCUCCAGACUUUCAUGUCCGGCGGAGUUCAUUCGGCCCGUGUUCUGCUGCUGUUUGCCGCCAUGGUGACGGUAUUCUGCUCAUGUGCACGCCCAGUUGAACCCUCCAAUCCCUGCGCUGCCAACUUUACGUCUGAUUCUCUCUGUCGUUUUCUCUCUUUGUCUCUCUCCCUUUCUGUCGGGUGCACAUGUGCACACCAACUGAUCACGGCUCUUUAA
Protopolystoma xenopodis is the source of this 468-nucleotide messenger RNA. Lineage: Eukaryota; Metazoa; Platyhelminthes; Monogenea; Polystomatidea; Polystomatidae. The record is from the annotation of a GenBank genome assembly.